AUGGGGCGAAAGGCUGGAAAUUUGUACAUAAACCCGAAAAAGUUUGGGUCUAUGGCAAAACCGUGUAUGAAAGAAAUGGUAGCGUUCCUCAACUGUUUGGCGCUUAACAACAUCAAAGAUGACAAAUGCGAUAAACAGAAGCAACUCUUGAGCGUUUGUAUGCAUGGCCAGACGGACCAGAAGUCGAAGUCAUGGGGAAACAUUAACUACCACUUGCAGAGGCUUACUCGCGGAAGAAAGUAA
Molecule: messenger RNA, 243 nt
Organism: Arabis nemorensis
Lineage: Eukaryota; Viridiplantae; Streptophyta; Magnoliopsida; Brassicales; Brassicaceae
Source: the annotation of a GenBank genome assembly